This is a messenger RNA of Sitodiplosis mosellana (orange wheat blossom midge), 1428 nucleotides long. RefSeq names its product metaxin-2. The record is from RefSeq and is a predicted model, not a curated record. Lineage: Eukaryota; Metazoa; Arthropoda; Insecta; Diptera; Cecidomyiidae. Bases 104 to 919 code for a protein of 271 amino acids. The transcript has 5 exons. Gene Ontology annotation, biological process: mitochondrion organization. Gene Ontology annotation, cellular component: SAM complex.
UGUCACUCAGUGACAGUUUGUCAACAACAAGCAAAAACACACGAAGAACUUGGAGUUUAACUCACUAAAAUUAUAUUUCUUUAAAAGAACUUCUUGGCUAAAAAUGAGUUCACCAGUGACAAGUCAACUGCUAGAGCAGGAAAUCAUGGCUGAAGAGCCAUGGUGCAACGAGACCAAAUUAUACCAGCCAUACGAAGCGGAGCAGAUUCUAUUGGCAGAGAAUGCCAGCUGUUUGGCAGUGAAAGCAUAUUUGAAUAUGUGUAAUUUGCCAUACGAAAUCGAACCGUGUUCAAAUGCCGAGUACAUGAGUCCAGGCGGCCAUAUGACAAAGUUACCAGUGUUACAGUGCGGAGCAUUUGUUGUAUCAGAGCUGGAGCCGAUUAUUAAUCUCGUAGAGCGAAAAGGGUUAUCGUUGACUGCAUCAAUGGAUGCUGACGAAAAGAACGACCUAAGAGCGUACCUCAGUUUGACUGAGAAAAUUUUUACAAAUGCAGAACUGUACAUUUGUUGGAUGGAUAAGCAAACACUGGAAGAAGUGACAUACAAACGAUAUGGAUCCGUAUAUCCUUGGCCACUGAAUCACAUUCAAAAUUGGCGUAAGCGAAGUGCAGUCGUAAAAAAGUUAAAAGUAUUCAACUGGGCAUCGUACACAAAUGAACAAGUUGUGAAAAAAGUACGCAAAUGCUGUGCGUUCUUAAAGGAAAAACUAGGAAACAAUCAAUAUUUCUAUGGGGAUACUCCAACCGAAUUAGAUGCUUUAGUCUUCGGGCAUAUUUACACAAUCCUGACCACACCGUUGCCGAAUAACAACCUGCAACAGUUGAUCAAAAAUAAUUUCGAGUCACUCGUGGACCUCUGUUUCCGAAUUGAAAAGGAGUAUUUCAAUAAAUCGUCACAUGCAUCAACCAGCACCAAAUAGAUAGAUUGGCUUGCAUAAUCAAGUCGCAUGACACACGCAUAAAUUCAAAGCAAAUUGAAAUGACAUCCUCGCAUACAAAGUCAGAAUUAAAUGAUGCAAUCUUAGAAAUUGUUUAACAUAUUUUUCUUUUAUUUUAGUUUUUGCUUGAAAUUUGUUAACAUGUUAGGAUUUUAGUUCAAUAGUGGAGGAAAAAAAUGACUUAAAGUACGGGCCAUUUGAAGGAGAAAAGAAACAAAGAAUAAAUAAAUAUGUUAAAAAAAAAGAGUAACAACAUUUAAAUAAAUUCUUUUCAAUUCUUGACGUUACAUUUAUAAAGAAAUCCUCGGCUACGAACAUUUAUCGGAAUACACUUUUUGGCCACACAAUCGGGCCGGCGGGGAUAAAUUCCAAUGAAAUAAGGCCUCUAGACUGAAAAAAUUCUCACGAUAUAGUUGUGCUGUCACAGGUCUUCAAUAAAUCUAUGAAUGUCAAAAGUCGCGUCUCAACGAUUCGAUAUUCCGAAUUGAGGC